AUGGAAGGAGGAAGAUGGACGGUUGACCUGGUCAGGCUGUCUCCCGCAUCCCUCCCCACAACCUCUGAGCAUUCCCUCCCAGGACCCUUGGAGAAAUCUGGUGAGUUCCAGGGGAGAGGAGAUGGGGACAGGGAUAGAUGGAAGGUGGAGGGAGAAAGAGGAAAAGAUGGAGAGGAGACAAAUGGAAGGAAGUUCCUGACAGGAAGAAGGAAGGGGUGAGGCCUUCUCCGAAGCAGCUCUUUGUAUCUUGAAUCCCUUUCAUAAAGUAGUGGGGGCAGAUUUUCUCCCUCCAGGAUUUUAAAUCUUAGGAGUUACAGUGGUACCUCGGUUCUCAAAUUUAAUCGGUUCUGGAAGUCUUCCAAAACCAAAGCGUUCCAAAACCAAGGUGUGCUGUCCCGUAGAAAGGAAUGCAAAAUGGAUUAAUCCAUUCCAGACUUUUAAAAACAACCCCUAAAACAGCAAUUUAACAUGAAUUUUACUAUCAAACAAGACCAUUGAUCUGUAAAAUGAAAGCAAUAAUCAAUGUCCUGUACCAUAAAAUAUUUAAGACAGUAUUGUAUAUGAUAAAAAUUAAAAUUAUUAUUUUUUCGUACCUGCAUUGAUGAUAGUCAAUGUUUGAAUGGGGAGCUUAUAUCCCUUUCCACAGUCUAUCAAUCAAUCAUAAAACAAAAAACUAAGCCUCAGUCAAAAAUGAAAAAGCCACACAAACAAGAAUGCAAAAAAUAGGAAAAAACUAAAGCUGCAAAUGUCCCCUCAGAACACUGCAACCAGUAACAGCUUGAAUAUUGAUUGGGGGGGGGCCUUAAAUUAGCUGUCCAAGGGAACGAAUGGGAUGAAAAAAACCUUGAUUACGAUGGAGACGACUUAAAUUAGCUGCUCAAGGCUAAAACGGAAUGAAAAAAAGCCUUAAUUAGGAUGGGGGGCACUUAAAUUUGCUGUGCAACAGUAAAAAUGGAGCUCAGGAGCACGUUCGGUUUCCGCGGCAAACUUCAAAAACAGGAACACCUAUUUCUGGGUUUGCAAAUGAUGAAUCAACAGAAGCAUAGUCAAUCUAUGGGCUUCCCCUUUUUUUGAAAUAUUUUUAUUGGUUUUUACAAAUACAAGUUUACAUCAAAAACAUUUGAAAUAAUGUUUUUAUAGCAUUUUAAAUGACAGAUCCCGAGGUUUUUGCAAACCAGAGGAUCGCUUCUGCACACGCACACAGCGCAAUAGAGUGCUUCUACGCGUGCGAGUGGCGAAACCCGGAAAAAUACCAGAGGGUUACGUAACACGAGGUACCACUGUAUAGAUACAUUCUCCACAGUUCUCAUUUAUCUAAAGUGUCCAUAAACUUAUUUACAAGUGAUUCCUAAAGUCCAGCUAACGUUUUGAUUUGCGUGCAGCAAUCUCAUAGGUAAAUUAUAAAAUUUCCCCAUUCUUUUUUAAAGUCCUUGUUUUCUUGAUUCCUGAGUCUCAUGGCUAAUUUUGCCAUUUCGGCAGAGUCCAGCAGUUUAGCUCACGAUUCUUCCCUAGUUCGGAUUAUUGCAUCUUCCCAUCUUUGAGAUAAUAACAUCUGUGCAGCUGUUGUCGCAUACAUAGUCUUUCCUGGUCUUUUGGGAUUUCAGUACCUGUAAUUCCAAAUAAAUAAACUUCUGGUUUCUUAACAAAAUUUAUUUUAAACAUUUUUUUCCAAUUCAUUAUAUACCAUUUCCCAAAAUGAUACUGUUAUUUUACAUAACCACCACAUAUAGGAAAAGGUACCCACUUCUUCUUUGAAGUGACCUGUUCAUCCUUUGUAUGCCAUUCUAGGAGCAAGUUAUACAUUUUAGACAGAUUUUUUUUAUGUUACUUCCUAAGAGUUCUUUUUGAAAUUGUGAUCUCAUAACUAAAACCUUUUUUAUUUUUUUAUUUUUUUAAAAAAAUUAUUGUUAAAAUAGGUCAUCAUUAAUCCACAUAUAUUACAGAUAUACAAGCAUACAAACAUACAUUUCAUACAAUCCUUAAAAGUGUUCAAACAUACUUACACUCAAUCCCACAAAUAAUUCCUUUUCCCAUCACCAUCCACCACCCCUCACCCCACCUUUGUGUUAGACUUCCAAUCUACUCAAUUGCAAUUUCUUUCCACUUCUAUUACUUUCUUUCACACACCUUUAGCCUAAUUUCAUAGAAUCAUAGAAUAGAAUCAUACAGUUGGAAUAGACCACAAGGGCCAUCGAGUCCAACCCCCUGCCAAGCAGGAAACACCAUCAGAGCACUCCUGACAUAUGGUUGUCAAGCCUCUGCUUAAAGACUUUAGCUUUGAGGUUCUAAAUCUUGGAUCUCUUCACAGGUAUACACAUCCCUGACAUAUAACGCCACUCCUCCUCCUUUCUUGUCUGGUCUGUUUCUCUGAAAUAGAUUGUAUCCCUCCAUUAUUACAUUCCAAUCGUGGAACUUAUCCCACCAGGUUUCAGUGAUGCCUAUUAUGUCAAUAUUUAGCUUGCUGUACCAAGAGCUCAAGCUCAUCUUGUUUAUUUCCCAUGCUUUGCGCAUUAGUGUACAGACAUUGAAGUCCAUUAAUCAUUCCCCCGUGUCUCUUAUUUAAGUAUUUUUCCUCCCACCACUAGGUCUGCGUGCUGUUUGCUCCAUUUGGUCUAUGACAUUUGGAUGAUCAUCUUCAUCAAUUGAUAGACUCCCACCUUCAGGAGCACUGUCUCCCUCCCCCACAUUAGUCAGUUUAAAGCCCUCCUGAUGAGGUUUCUGAGAUUUUUGGCAAAAACAUUCCUCCCAGCCGUUGUGAGGUGCAGCCCAUCGCUUGCCAGAAGUCCAUCUUCAAGAAACUGCAGUCCGUGAUCUAAGAAUCCAAACCGUUGCUGUUUACACCAUUUGCGAAGCCAGCUGUUCACUUCCACUAUUUUCCCUCUCUCCCUGGGCCACGUCGUUCAACUGGGAGGACAGAUGAGAUGACAAUUUGUGCAUUUAAUUGCUUCAAUUUCCUGCCCAGAGCCUCGUAGUCUCUUUUGAUCUUCUGGAGGCUAUUGCUUGCAGUGUCAUUGGUUCCCACAUGAACCAAGAGGAAGGGGUAUUUGUCAGUGGGUUUUAUGAUUCCUUGCAGUCGUUCAGUUACAUCUUGGAUCUUAGCCCCGGGGAGACAGCACACCUCCCGAGACAUCUUGUCAGGUCCACAGAUCACUGCUUCUGUUCCCCUCAGUAGGGAAUCCCCUAUCACCACUACACGCCUCCUCUUAGGUUUGGUCGGGGUUCUUCCGUGAGCUGUCCAUUCCAAGGUCGCCUGCACAUUCCUUGAGGACUGACUUUGCUGCUCGUCUUCAUAUACCUGAUCGACUGUAAUGAGGAGAGAUCCUCAAAUGGAGUCUGUUCUUCGUCUUCCAUGCUAGGGGAGAGGACUUCAAAGCGAUUGUGUAUUUCUAAACAAUCAGAGCGAACCCUGGGCCUCCUACUUCUUUGAGUCACGUUUCUCCAUAUAUCUGGCACCUGUGUUGGUGAACUAGCCUCCUUCUCAGGGGUGUCCCCUGUCUCCUCCUUGGUGGAGACGGUGUUCUCUGUUGCUUCCAAGAAGAGCUCCAGCUCUCUAAUUCUUUGGAGCGUAGCUACACGUUCCUCCAGUUGCUGGACUUUGUCUUCUAAGAGGGCUAUCAACAUACAAUUGCUGCAGGUAAAGCUGCCUGCAACCUUUGGCAAGAUGGCAAACAUUACGCAGGAACUUCUUUUUCUAUUACACAUUGUUAUCCAUCUUAUUUAGUAUUUCAGUGUUUGAAACUGAACUUGUUUAUUCCAAUAGGAGUUCUGAUUUUUCGAUAUGGUUUUGCAAGUAUCUUUUAAACACCUUCCAGUCCCUAUCUACUCUUUUGAGAUCCUUCCAAUUUCUCCCAUUGUUUUGGAUAUAUUGUAGGACUCCAAUAAUUUGGCAAGCCACUCUAUUUUUGUCAGUACAAUACCACUUUUCCAGUUUUUCGCACUCAAUAGCCUUGCGGCUACUGUUGCGUAUAAAUAUAAGGUCUUGUCUUCUUCCUUUAGGCUUCCUGGUACUAUUCCCAAUAGAAAAUCUUCUGGUGUUUUCCUAAAUGAAUAUCUAAACAUUUUUUUUUCAUUUCAGUAUAUAUUAUUUCCCAAAAUUGUUUGAUGUUUAAAUAAUUCCACUAUAUAUGUAUCAUAGUACCUUUUCCAGUGUUGCAUCGCCAACAGACAUCGCUACAAUUUUUAUUCGUUUUUGUUAUAAAAAUUGAUUUUAAUUAAUUUUUAUAAUGAAAUGUUUUUAGAAUGUUUUUAGAAUUUGACUGUUUGACUAUUUGACUGUUGUUAGCCGCCCUGAGCCCGGCUUCGGCUGGGGAGGGCGGGAUGUAAAUAAAAUUUAUUAUUAUUAUUAUUAUUAUUAUUAUUAUUAUUAUUUCAGGUGUUAAAUACCAUCUAUGUUGUACUUUGAGGUAAUUUUCUUUCAGUAUAUAACACAUCGUGAAUUUCAUAUCUUCUUUCCACAAUUUUUCCCAUUGUUCAAACAUAAUAUUUUCCCCAAUAUCUUGCGCCCAUUUAAUCAUUGAUGCUUUAACCAAUUCAUCCUUUGUUUCCCACUCUAAGGUCAGAUUAUACAAUUUAGAUAUAUUUGAUUUUUCUGGUAUUAAAUAUUUAUCAAAUUUUGAUAUUUCUUUUUCAAAUCCUAGCUUUUUGUCUUUCGCUAAUCUAUACUUAAUUUGAAUAUAUUGGAACCAAUCACUAAUAUGAGCUUUAAUUUCUGUAUAAUCCUUUAAUUCCAAUUCUCCGUUUUCUUCCUUUAAUACAGUUUUAUAGGUAACCCAAUUUUAUUUCAUAUUUAAUUUUUUCACUGCGACAAUUUCUGCCGGCGAUGCCCACCAGGGAGUUUUCGGUUUUAGGAGUCUUUUAUAUUUCUCCCAUAUUUUAUAUACAGUGGUGCCCCGCAAGACGAAAAUAAUCCGUUCUGCGGGAGCCUUCGUCUUGCAGGGAUUUUCGUCUUGCGGAGCUCCGCUAUCAGCCGAUCAGCUGAUAAGCGGUAAAACAGCUGAUAAGCGGCUUUUAGCGGCUUUUAGCGCUUAGGGGAUUAGCGGAUAAGCGGCAAUUUAGAGAUAAGGAGCUUAGCGCCUUUCAGAAAAGGCAAAAAAAAAAGGAGACCACGGAAAAAAAUUCGUUUUGCGAGUAAGCCCCAUAGAAAAAAACGUCUUGCGAAGCAGAAAAAUGCCGGAAAGCCCUUUCGUCUUGCGCGUUUUUCGUUUAGCGGGGCAUUCGUCUAGCGGGGUACCACUGUAUAGACUUUCUGACUAUAUGCCCUAGGAAGCCUUUAUGUACUUUGACUUUUUCAUCUAUUAGAUAGGCAUGCCAUCCAAAUCUCGUCUCUACUCUGUCUAAAUCCAAUACAUCCGAGUCAUCUAAUUUGAUCCAUUCUUUUAGCCAGGUCAGACCCACCGCAUCAUGAUAUAACUCCAUGUCUGGGAGACCAAAUCCUCCUCUCUCCUUCUUAUCUAUCAUUAUUUUGUGUUUUAUUCUUGGCUUUUCCCCUGACCAUACGAAUUUAGCCAAAUCUCUUUUCCAGUCAUUAAAACAUUUAUCUCCUCCUAGUAUUGAGAUACUUUGAAAUAAAAACAUCAUCCUUGGUAAUAUGUUCAUCUUUAUUACCGAUAUUUUCCCUAGUAAGGAAAGAUUUAAUUUCCCCCAUACUUGCAAGUCAUUUUUUAUUUCAUUCCAUGUUUUCCCAUAGUUCUCAUUACUUAAGUCUAUAGUGUUUGUUGUUGAAUUUACUCCAAGAUACCUUAUUUUCUUUUUAAUUUCCAAUCCUGUAAUUUCUUGUACUUUAUCUUUUUCUUCCAUAUAUUUCAGUAGUAUUUUGCUUUUCCCGUAGUUUAAUUUGUAUCCUGCUACUCUGCCAUGUUCGUUUAUGCAUUCCAAUAUUCUAGGUGUACAUUGUAGGGGAUUUUCUGUUGUGAUCAUAACAUCAUCUGCAAAGGCUCUUAACUUGUAUCUUUUUUCACCAACUGCUAUUCCUCUUAUUUGGUUGUCCUGCCUUAUUUUCUUUAAUAGAACCUCUAAUACUAUUGUAAAUAGCAUUGGGGAUAGGGGGGCAUCCUUGUCUUGUACCUUUAGAUGUUGAUGUCUUCUCCAAACUCUCCAUUAAUAAUAAUUUUUGCUUUCUGUUGGUCACAUAUUGCAUUUAUACCUUUUUGGAAUUUUUCACCUAGACACAAUUCUUUUAAUAGUUUUUUCAUGUCUAUCUUAAAGAUAUUGUUUAGUUGAUGGUACUGUAACCAGUCAGUUACAGCUUCUCUUAUCUCUUCAAAAUCUUUUUAUUUCAGUUGGUUUUCAACUUCAGUUAAGAGUUCUCUAUAAGUCGGCCAAUUACUUCUCAUAUUCAAUUUUUUUCAGAGAUAUUGCUUCCAAGGGGGAAAGCCACCAGUGUGUUUUUUACUCAAACAAAUUUUUAUACUUCUCCCAUACCCUAAAAAUUGAUUUUCUUACUGUAUGAUUCUGAGAAGCUCUAUGCACCUAGGUCUUUUCCUACCAUAAAUAUCCAUGCUAUCCAUAACUCAUGUCCUUCCAGGUCUAAAAUACAGUAUCUGUGUUUUCCAAUGUAAUCCAUUCCUGGUUCUAGCAGAUACAGGAUGCUUAAUUGUCAGAGGCUUAGUGCUGUCCAGCUGGCCAUAGAUAAGACUCCGGGCUCCCAGCCAGUUCCAAACAAUUGAUUUACUUGACAAAGUUCAAACGUACAUCUCCAGCGUUUCCAUUAACCUCCUUCCUCUUGUGCGCAGUUGCUCCCACUAAAGUUAUUUCCUUCCUUUUUUUACCCAGCAUGCAAACCUGCGAAGACUCCUCCCCUUACUUCCUCUGUGUACAGCAUGACUUGUCCCAGGCUCACACUCCUCCUCCCCCUCUUCUUCAGACUGACUCUCUGACGACUGGCUGCUGAUAAUCUCUCUAGGCUCCCUAUAACUGCUGAUUUCUGUCCUUUCCUCUUUUCCCGUUUGCCUCUCCCUGACAUCCACCCCCUCCUCAAAGGCCCCCUCCCGCUCAGGAGACCCGACUACGUCCCCUUCUCUUUCCUCAGAGGUGGUCGGGGAGAACCCCUCAAAACUACCCUCUUCCUCAUCUGUCUCUUCGAACACACUCAUCCAACCCCCAAGUCCGGGUGUUCCCCAGUCUACGCCUUCGUCUUCUUCUUCCUCCUCAUCUGACGCUGGGAAACCUUCGAAUUCCUCUUCGUCGUCUGUUGUUUCGAACACCUCUUGUAAGGACCUCACCUUGCCUUUUGGUUUGUCCGGAAAGAAAUUGUGGAACUCCUCUACCAGCUCAUUGUUAGACAUACUAUCUUCCGGGACCCAGGUAUUCUCCGAUGCCGGGGCCCCUUCCCAAGCCACCAAAUAUUCCACCCCUCCCCCUCUCAAACGAGAGUCCAGUAUUUCCGUGACCUCGUUGCACUGCUCCCUUUCCUCCAUUUCGGGUGGUGAGCCUUCCACUCCCCCACUACCCGCUCUCCUUCCCCCCUCCCUGUAGGGGAACAGCAGUGACCUAUGGAACACCGGAUGGAUUCUCAUGCUUUCUGGCAACCUGAGCUUAAACGCCACCGGAUUUAUUUGCUGGAUAACCUCAAAGGGCCCCACCUUCCUGGCCUUGAGUUUCUUACAGCCCCCUUUCCAAGGCAAUCCUUGCGUGGACAACCACACCUUGUCCCCAAUCUUGAUUACCUCCCCUGCUCGUCGAUGUUUGUCGGCUUCCUUCUUGUAUAACUCCUUAGCCCUUUCCAAAUUUAACUGCAGCUGUCUGUGGAUCGCUUCCAUUUCCUCCACAAACUGUUCGGCCGCUGGAACACUCCCCGACUCCUCCCCCCUCCCAGGGAAGGCCCUUGGAUGACGCCCAUGAUUGGCAAAGAACGGUGUCAUCCCUGUGGAUACAUUCUCCGCAUUGUUGUAAGCAAACUCUGCCAGGGCUAGUUUGUCCACCCAAUCGUUCUGCUUCUGACUUACGUAACACCUCAAAUACUGUUGUAAAACAGCAUUCGCCCUCUCCGCUUGCCCAUUGGUCUCGGGGUGUCUCGCCGUUGUAAAGCUCACUUCCACCUGGAGCAGCCCCAUUAGCUUGCGCCAAAAUCGUGAGGUAAAUUGAGCCCCCCGGUCUGACACCACCCUUGCAGGUACCCCAUGUAACCUAAACACGUGCUCUACAAAGAGCCUAGCUGUUUCCUCCGCCGUUGUGGCAUGCGAACAGGGCACGAAAUGGCACAUUUUGGUUAAGUGAUCAACCACCACCAUGACCGCUGUCUUCCCCUUACAUCUGGGCAGAUCAGUGAUAAAAUCUACACCCACCACCUCCCACGGCUUCCCAGGUGUAGGCAAUGGUUCCAGCAAUCCCGCUGGUGCCGCCCUUUCCCCUUUGGCCCUCUGACAUGUGUCACAUCCUCGCACAUAUUCCUUUACAUCCGCUCUCACCCUUGGCCACCAAAAUUCCCUCGUGACCAGUAGCUUGGUCUUAUGCUGUCCAAAAUGCCCCGCCGUACAACUGUCAUGGAGUUGCUUGAGUAUUCGGCCCCGAAGGUCUUUUCCUGGAACAUACAAGGCCCCUUUGUGGUACAGUAACCCCCCUUUCACCUCAAAACCACCCUCGGCACCCCCUCUUCCUCUUAACUCCCCCAUCUUUUGUCUGGCAAAGGCAUCGUCUCUGAGCAUUUGCAUCAGUUCGUCGUCCUUGACCAACGUCCCCCCGCAUAACCAUUUGCUCUCUGGGAAUAUCAGUCUUGCUACAGGUGGUCCUUCCCCCAUCAUAUACUCAGGUUUCCGGGAGAGCGCAUCCGCCCUCACAUUCUGCUCUCCCAGCACGUAUUGGAUCUUGAAGUUGAAGUUGGCAAAGAACUCUGCCCACCUUAUCUGUCUCUGGCACAACACCCGUGCCGUGCGCCAAUACUCCAAGUUUUUAUGGUCAGUGCACACCAAAAUUUGGUGCUUUGCCCCAACCAGGAAAUGCCGCCAUUGUUUAAAAGCAGCCACGAUCGAAAGCAAUUCCUUAUCGUAGAUGGUGUAGUUCUGCUCUGAUUUGUUGAGCUUCCGUGAGAAGAAAGCACACGGACGCCAUUCCCCUUUUCGAUCUGGCUGCAGCAGCACCGCCCCUAUCGCCCGAUCUGACGCAUCUGUUUCCACCCGUAGUGGUUGAGCCGGGUCGACGUGAAUCAGCUGCUCCUCUGAAGCGAAAGCCCUCUUUAGUUUCUCAAAGCCCUCUUGGGCCGCCUGCGUCCACUGAAACUUUUUCUUAACACAGAGACAGUCCGUGAUUGGCACCGUCAGUUCUGCAAAAUUCUUUAUGAAUUUCCUGUAGAAAUUGCUGAAACCCAGGAAACGCUGGACAUCUUUCCUGGUUUUGGGACACUCCCAUUCCACCACUGCCUUCACCUUCCCCGGGUCCAUAGCCAACCCCUGGUCCGACAGCCUGUACCCCAGGAAUUCGACUUGCUUUGCGUGGAACUGACACUUCUCCAGCUUGACCCACAAGCAGUUCUCCUUGAGUUUGCUCAGGACUUGACGUACAUCCUCCACGUGCUGUUUUUUGUCUUCCGAGAACACAAGAAGAUCAUCUAAAAAGCAGACGCAGUUCUUGUAGAGCAAGGGUCCUAACACGUGGUGCAUGAAGGCUUGGAAACAGUGGCUUCCGCACUGCAAACUGAAGGGCAUGACUAAAUAUUCAAAUGCCCCCAUCGGGGUGAACAUGGUGGUCUUCCACUCAUCGCCUUCUCUUACUCUGAUCAGGUUGUAAGCCCCCCGGAGAUCCAGUUUGGUGAAAAUCUUCCCCUUCCGCACCCGUGCCAAAACCUCGUCGAUCCUCAGCAUUGGGAAGGCCACCGGUUCCAUCUGGCUGUUCAAAAUUCUAUAGUCCACCACUAGGCGUCGCUCUUUUGUUGAUCUCUUGUCGACGAAAAACACGGGACUCCCGCCUGCAGCCUUGGACUCCCUGAUAAAACCCCUUCUCAGGUUCUUCUCAAUAAACUCCUUGAGGUCCUUGAGCUCUCCCUCCGACAAGGAAUAGGUUUUUCCCACCGGCAACGUGGCCCCUGGUACCAGGUUGAUCUGACAGUCAUACUGCCGAUGGGGUGGCAACGCAUCCGCCUCUUUCUCGCUGAACACCUCCUGUAGAUGCCUGUAACACGACGGAAUCUCGCUCGUCCCCGCUCUGCAUGCUGCUGCCCUCCUGCCCUCGCUUUGACGAUCUAGCCCUUGGGCUAGGCAGUUCUCCAUGCAGUGCAUUGAGCCAAACGUCAGGGACCAUUGGUGCCAGGAAAGCAUCGGAUCGUGCAACGCCAACCAGCUCAUGCCCAAUAUGAUAGGCGGCCCCGCUAGUGUGGCAACGUGAAAGGCGAUGACCUCAGAGUGUGUGGCCACUCGCAUUCGCAUUGGGGGUGUUCGAUGCGUCACUUCACCCCCCAGCAGUUCUCUCCCAUCAAUUGUUGUCACUUGCAGCGGAAAAUCCAAAGGCCUCAGGUUCAGUUGGUGUCGCACCGCAAACUCCUUGCUGAAAAAGGAGGCUGAGGCCCCAGAAUCAAUUAAUGCCAACUCCUCCACCGUCUGUCCAUUUGGGAGUUCUAGCACCACCUCCAACAUUAUGCUUGCUUUGGGGUGUCCAAGCCGGGGACUUUCUGUGCUGCUCCCGCCUGGCUGUUGCCCCGGUUCCCCACCAGCCAGGCCUCUUCGUUUCCCGAAUGCUGGGGCUCCUCUCCCUCUGCCUGCUGUGUGGCCCCUACCAUUCCCUGCCAGUUACGACGCUCUGGGCACACUCUGGCAAAGUGCCCAGUCUUCUGACACACAAAACACCUUUUUCCCGCUUGCCAGUCUUUUUUUUCCUUCCUGCCAGACCGUUGGGCUUUCGAACUCUCCCGCGCCCUGACUGUGCCUAUCUCCAUAGGCUCCGGCGCUUGUUGACAUUCCGAGGCAGCUGCAGGCAUCUCAGGAAUGCGGUCACCAUGGAAACUCUGCUCUCUGCCUUGCUUCCUUUCCCGCCAUCUGGCUUCUUGUCUCAAACCCGACCCCAGAGCAGCCUUUGUUAAUUCGUCCAUAUUUUUAGGUCGUGGCCCCCUUGCCAGCUCGUCCUUAAUUUCUGGAUUAAGUCCAUUUUUAAAUAUUGCUGUUACUGGGUCCGCCUCUAAAUCCCACCCCAGUUUCUGUACCAGCCUAGCAAACUCAGACCAGUAACUGCGUACGGUGGAUUUGCCUUGUCUCAAAGCCAGCAGCUCCUCCUGCGUUCUGUCAAUUAAACUCUGAUCUGCAUAGAUAAAAUCCAUUGCUUGCCAAAGCUUGGCUUCAUUUCUGAGGGCUUCAUUCCCCGAGGCUAUUAACGGCCUUAUCCAGCUUCGAGCCCCUCCUCCCAGAUGUCUAAUGAUGUGAGCAACCUUUGCUGCAUCGUUCUGAAACUUAUCUCCUUCCAGUUCCAGAAAAUAUUUCAUAUCUGUUUUGAAAUCCAAGUAACUUUACGUGUCUCCCUGGAACCUUUCCACCCACACGCACCUGCCCCCAUCUGCCGAUAGACCACCUUGGGUUCCUCUCUGAGCAGUACGGGCUUCCUCCAAACGGCUCUGCAGGUCUUGGGAUCUUUGUUCCAGAGCGACAUUUCGCUUUUUCAAUUCCAACAGCUCCUUCUCCAUGUCGAAGCUGUUCCCUUAUUCCACCAGCUUUCCAGCAGAAAAAAUAGAGGAGUGGGAGCAAGCUGCCAGAGGCUUAGUGCUGUCCAGCUGGCCAUAGAUAAGACUCCGGGCUCCCAGCCAGUUCCAAACAAUUGAUUUAUUUGACAAAGUUCAAAUGUACAUCUCCAGCGUUUCCAUUAACCUCCUCCCUCUUGUGCGCAGUUGCUCCCACUAAAGUUAUUUCCUUCCUUUUUUUACCCAGCAUGCAAACCUGCGAAGACUCCUCCCCUUACUUCCUCUGUGUACAGCAUGACUUGUCCCAGGCUCACACUCCUCCUCCCCCUCUUCUUCAGACUGACUCUCUGACGACUGGCUGCUGAUAAUCUCUCUAUGCUCCCUAUAACUGCUGAUUUCUGUCCUUUCCUCUUUUCCCGUUUGCCUCUCCCUGACAUUAAUAAUAAAGUUUCAAAUCCAGCAGGGAAAACCUCCUCUCUCUCUUACAUCUGUUAAUAAUUUACUUUUUAUACUUGGUUUCUUCCCUUUCCAGAUAAACCUAGAUAUAUCUCCUUGCCAUUUUUCAAAGCAUCCUGUGUUGCCUAUUGCCGGGACUGAUUGGAAUAAAAAUAACAUUUUUGGCAAUACAUUCAUUUUUAUUACCGAUAUUCUUCCCCAAAAUGAUAAAUCCAUUCUUCCCCAUAUCUCUAAAGCUCUUUUUAUUUCUUUCCACUCAUUCUUGUAAUUGUCUUUAAAACUAUUAAUAUUCUUAGCUGUCAGACAAAUCUCUCAGAAUUUGACUUUGUUAUGUAUAACUAACUGUUUUCUGUUGUAAUUCCUUUUGGCCUUGCUCCAUUGUGCUUUUUACCAAAAACGUAGUCUUAUUCUUGUUUAGUUUAAAGCCUCCGGCCUGCCCGAAGUCCUGUAUCUAUUUUUACUACCUUUGGUGGAGUAUUUAUGGGAUCCUUUACUGUAAUUACAAGGUGAACUAUAGAAGCUUUUAAUUUAUAUGCUUUAUUUUCUACUGUUGUUCCUCUAAUUAAUUUCUCCACUUUUUCUCUCUCGCCAGGGCUUCUAAUACCAAAAUAAAUAAUAAUGGUGAUAGGGGAUAUCCUUGUCUUGUCCCCUUCGUUAUUUUACACUUUUCUUUUAUAACCUUAUUAACAAUCAGCAUAGACUGUUGGUAAAAAUAAAUUGCAUCAAUUCCUCUCCCAAAUGCUUCCCCAAAAUUCAUUUUUUCUUUUAUCUUUUUCAUAAAAGCCCAUGAAACAUUAUCAAAAGCCUUUUCAGCAUCAAUAAACAUUAAGACAGCUUUUUUCUCAUUUCUUACUUCCAAAUAUUCAAUAAUAUCAAUUAUAUUCCUUAUAUUCUCCUUCAUCUGACGUCCUGGUAGAAAGCAGGCCUGCUUGUCAUGAAUUUUUUCUGCUAAAACACCUUUCAUUCUAUUGCCCAAGAUAUGAGCAAUACUCUAAAUGGACUUCUAUCCUACAGGAGUGAUGGCCAACAACUUGGAUAGCUUGAAAAGAGGAUUAGACUGAAAGCAGAGGAAGGCAGGGGGCUCUUGUACUCAAAUACUGCUUGCUGGUUUCCCGCAGGCAUUUAGUUGACAACUGUGAGAACAGGAUGCUGGACUACGUGGGCCUUUGCCCAAAUGAGCAGGCUCUUCUUAUAUUCUAAUACAGGCAUCCCCAAACUUGGCCCUCCAUAUGUUUUGGGACUUGGCCUUCAAGAUGUUUUUGGGACUAAAACUCCCAUCAUCCGUAGCUAACAGGACCAGUGGUCAGGGAUGAUGGGAAUUGUAGUCCCAAAACAUCUGGAGGGCCAAGUUUGGAGAUGCCUGUUCUAAUAUACUGCAAUAUUUUUACAGUUACAUGUGGCAUAGUAACACUAAAGUUUUACUUCUUAGUCAUAGGAGAGAGUGCUACUUGAGCCUGUGAUCAUUUCCUCCCUGGGAAAAGAGAAAUACAGAGAUGUGUCUAAGAUGCCAAUUGCACCAUAGAUUAUAAAAUAAUGCAGUUUAUUAAGUGUGAAUGGAGUUAUUAAGUGUGAAUCAUGUGUUUUUCUUGCCAUUAUCUCACCUGCAUUCCUAAAAGUUUGGAACAUAGAGAGGACAGUGGAGAAAGGAGACGGUGUUAAAAUAAGAGAAGGUGCAUACUGGGAUUGAAAUGUGUUCAGUUCCUUUCUUGUCUUUCCUGAAAGUCUUAACAGGAUUCUCUUCCCCCUCCCCCACUCUCAAACAGGUGAGGAAGAUGAUGGCCAGAAUUCUAUGGAGCCAUCUGUGAAUUCAUUGGGAAGAACAAAGAAACAGUUUAAAUGCAUGGAAUGUGGGAUGUUCUUUAGUCACAGUGGAAGACUGAGGACACAUCAACGAAUUCACACAGGGGAGAAACCAUUUAAAUGUACUGACUAUCGAAAGAGCUUCAGGGACAAUGGAACACUUAGAAAACAUCAACGAACUCACACAGGGGAGAAACCAUUGGAAUGUAUUGAAUGUGGAAAGAGCUUCAAUGAUAGUGGAAACCUUAGACAACAUCAACAAACUCACACGGGGGAGACACCAUUUAAAUGUAUUGAAUGUGGAAAGUGCUUCAGUCAAAAUGGAAAACUUAGAAGACAUCAACAAACUCACACGGAGACACCAUUUAAAUGUAUUGAAUGUGGAAAGUGCUUCAGUCAAAAUGGAAAACUUAGAAGACAUCAACGAACUCACACGGGGGAGACACCAUUUAAAUGUAUUGAAUGUGGAAAGAGCUACAGUCAAUAUGGAACACUUAGAAUACACCAACGAACUCACAUAGGGGAGACACCAUUUGAAUGUAUUAAAUGUGGAAAGAGCUUCAGUCGAAAUGGAACACUUAGAAUACACCAACGAACUCACACAGGGGAGAAACCAUUUAAAUGUAUUGAAUGUGGAAAGAGCUUCAGUCAAAAUGGACACCUUAGAAUACACCAACGAACUCACACGGGGGAGAAACCAUUUAAAUGUAUUGAAUGUGGAAAAAGCUUCAGUCAAAAUGGAACACUUCGAAUACACCAACGAACUCACACAGGGGAGAAACCAUUUAAAUGUAUUGAAUGUGGAAAGAGCUUCAGUCGAAAUGGAACACUUAGAAUACACCAACGAACUCACACAGGGGAGGAACCAUUUGAAUGUAUUGAAUGUGGAAAAAGCUUCAAUGAUAGUGGAAACCUUAGACAACAUCAACAAACUCACACGGGGGAGACACCAUUUAAAUGUUUUGAAUGUGGAAAAAGCUUCAGUCAAAAUGGACACCUUAGAAUACACCAAGUAACUCACACAGGGGAGAAACCAUUUAAAUGUAUUGAAUGUGGAAAGAGCUUCAGUCAAAAUGGAACACUUAGAAUACACCAACGAACUCACACAGGGGAGAAACCAUUUAAAUGUAUUGAAUGUGGAAAGAGCUUCAGUGUAAGUGGAGUCCUUAGAAAACAUCAACGAACUCACACGGGGGAGAAACCAUUUGAAUGUAUUGAAUGUGGAAAGCGCUUUAGUCAAUAUGUACACCUUAGAAAACAUCAACGAACUCACACGGGGGAGAAACCAUUUAAAUGUAUUGAAUGUGGAAAAAGCUUUAGUAGAAGUGAACACCUUAGAAGACACCAACGAACUCACACAGGGGAGAAACCAUUUAAAUGUAUAGAAUGUGGAAAGAGCUUCAGUCGAUAUGGAAGACUUAGAAGACAUCAACAAACUCACACGGGGGAGAAACCAUUUAAAUGUAUUGAAUGUGGAAAAAGCUUCAGUCAAAAUGGACACCUUAGGGAACAUCAACGAACUCACAUGGGGGAGAAACCAUUUAAAUGUAUAGAAUGUGGAAAGAGCUUCAGUCGAUAUGGAACACUUAGAAUACACCAACAAACUCACACGGGGGAGAAACCAUUUAAAUGUAUUGAAUGUGGAAAAGCUUCAGUCAAAAUGGACACCUUAGGGAACAUCAACGAACUCACACAGGGGAUAAACCAUUUAAAUGUAUUGAAUGUGGAAAGAGCUUCAGUCAGAAUGGAACACUUAGAAGACAUCAACAAACUCACACGGGGGAGAAACCAUUUAAAUGUAUUGAAUGUGGAAAGUGCUUCAGUCAAAAUAGAAAACUUAGAGGACAUCAACGAACUCACACGGGGGAGAAACCAUUUAAAUGUAUUGAAUGUGGAAAAAGCUUUAGUAGAAGUGAACACCUUAGAAUACACCAACGAACUCACACGGGGGAGAAACCAUUUAAAUGUAUUGAAUGUGGAAAAAGCUUCAGUCAAAAUGGAACACUUCGAAUACACCAACGAACUCACACAGGGGAGAAACCAUUUGAAUGUAUUGAAUGUGGAAAGAGCUUCAAUAAUAGUGGAAACCUUAGACAACAUCAACAAACUCACACGGGGAGACACCAUUUAAAUGUAUUGAAUGUGGAAAGUGCUUCAGUCAAAAUGGAAAACUUAGAAGACAUCAACGAACUCACACGGGGGAGAAACCAUUUAAAUGUAUUGAAUGUGGAAAGUGCUUCAGUCAAAAUAGAAAACUUAGAGGACAUCAACGAACUCACACGGGGGAGAAACCAUUUAAAUGUAUUGAAUGUGGAAAAAGCUUUAGUAGAAGUGAACACCUUAGAAUACACCAACGAACUCACACGGGGGAGAAACCAUUUAAAUGUAUUGAAUGUGGAAAAAGCUUCAGUCAAAAUGGAACACUUCGAAUACACCAACGAACUCACACAGGGGAGAAACCAUUUGAAUGUAUUGAAUGUGGAAAGAGCUUCAAUAAUAGUGGAAACCUUAGACAACAUCAACAAACUCACACGGGGAGACACCAUUUAAAUGUAUUGAAUGUGGAAAGUGCUUCAGUCAAAAUGGAAAACUUAGAAGACAUCAACGAACUCACACAGGGGAGAAACCAUUUAAAUGUAUUGAAUGUGGAAAGAGCUUCAGUGUAAGUGGAGUCCUUAGAAAACAUCAACGAACUCACACGGGGGAGAAACCAUUUGAAUGUAUUGAAUGUGGAAAGCGCUUUAGUCAAUAUGUACACCUUAGAAAACAUCAACGAACUCACACGGGGGAGAAACCAUUUAAAUGUAUUGAAUGUGGAAAAAGCUUUAGUAGAAGUGAACACCUUAGAAGACACCAACGAACUCACAUGGGGGAGAAACCAUUUAAAUGUAUAGAAUGUGGAAAGAGCUUCAGUCGAUAUGGAAGACUUAGAAGACAUCAACAAACUCACACGGGGGAGAAACCAUUUAAAUGUAUUGAAUGUGGAAAGAGCUUCAGUCAAAAUGGACACCUUAGGGAACAUCAACGAACUCACAUGGGGGAGAAACCAUUUAAAUGUAUAGAAUGUGGAAAGAGCUUCAGUCGAUAUGGAACACUUAGAAUACACCAACAAACUCACACGGGGGAGAAACCAUUUAAAUGUAUUGAAUGUGGAAAAAGCUUCAGUCAAAAUGGACACCUUAGGGAACAUCAACGAACUCACACAGGGGAUAAACCAUUUAAAUGUAUUGAAUGUGGAAAGAGCUUCAGUCAGAAUGGAACACUUAGAAGACAUCAACAAACUCACACGGGGGAGAAACCAUUUAAAUGUAUUGAAUGUGGAAAGUGCUUCAGUCAAAAUAGAAAACUUAGAGGACAUCAACGAACUCACACGGGGGAGAAACCAUUUAAAUGUAUUGAAUGUGGAAAAAGCUUUAGUAGAAGUGAACACCUUAGAAUACACCAACGAACUCACACGGGGGAGAAACCAUUUAAAUGUAUUGAAUGUGGAAAAGCUUCAGUCAAAAUGGAACACUUGAAUACACCAACGAACUCACACACGGGAGAAACCAUUUUAAUGUAUUUAUUGUCGAAAGAGCUUCACUAAAAGAGGAAACCUUAGACAACAUCAACAAAAUCACACGGCUGAGAAACCAUUUAAAUGUAUUGAAUGUGGAAAGUGCUUCAGUCAAAAUGGAAAACUUAGAAGACAUCAACGAACUCACACGGGGGAGAAACCAUUUAAAUGUAUUGAAUGUGGAAAGAGCUUCAGUCAAAAUGGAACACUUAGAAUACACCAACGAACUCACAUAGGGGGGACACCAUUUGAAUGUAUUGAAUGUGGAAAGAGCUUCAGUCCAAAUGGAACACUUAGAAUAGACCAACGAACUCACACAGGGGAGAAACCAUUUAAAUGUAUUGAAUGUGGAAAGAGCUUCAGUGGAAGUGGAGACCUUAGAAAACAUCAACGAACUCACACGGGGGAGAAACCAUUUGAAUGUAUUGAAUGUGGAAAGCGCUUUAGUCAAUAUGUACACCUUAGAAAACAUCAAUGAACUCACACGGGGGAGAAACCAUUUAAAUGUAUUAAAUGUGGAAAUAGCUUUAGUAGAAGUGAGCACCUUAGAAUACACGAAGGAACUCACACGGGGGAAAAACCAUUUAAAUGUAUUGAAUGUGGAAAGUGCUUCAGUCAAAAUGGAACACUUAGAUUACACCAACGAACUCACACGGGGUGGAAACCAUUUAAAUGUAUUGAAUGUGGAAAGAGCUUCAGUCGAUAUGGACACCUUAGAAGACACCAACGAACUCACAUGGGGGAGAAACCAUUUAAAUGUACUAAAUAUGGAAAGAGCUUCCAUCCAUAUAGACACCUUAUAGGACACCAACUAACACAUGGGGAAGAAACAAUUUUAAUGUAUGGCAUGUGGAAGGAGCUGCAGCAAAAGUAG
Molecule: messenger RNA, 18279 nt
Organism: Podarcis lilfordi (Lilford's wall lizard)
Lineage: Eukaryota; Metazoa; Chordata; Lepidosauria; Squamata; Lacertidae
Source: the annotation of a GenBank genome assembly